Messenger RNA from Durio zibethinus, 1960 nucleotides. RefSeq lists its product as uncharacterized. Gene Ontology annotation, molecular function: chromatin binding. NCBI's taxonomy places the organism in Eukaryota, Viridiplantae, Streptophyta, Magnoliopsida, Malvales, Malvaceae. The record is from RefSeq and is a predicted model, not a curated record.
GCAAGAAUGUAGGCAUUGGAUAGAGACUGGACUGCUACACUGAAAGAUGGAAGCUUUCAGCGAAGCAGACGAUUCCAUUGAGUUGGAAGCUAAGCGCAAAGAGGACUCCUCAUGGCACCCUUGUCGAGUUUCUCUCAGCUCUUCUGGAGAUAGUCUGAUUGUAAAUUUUGGGAGCAAGGGGUUGGAAGAUAUGCUGUUGAAGAAGGAAGAAGUUCUUAUGCAUCUUCGCUUUCGUUCUAUGCCUCUUCAAGUUGAUGAUUGCUGCCGCAUUGAAGAAGGUGAACAUGUUCUUGCCAUCCGCAAAUCACAAUUCAAGAGCCUCUUCCAUGAUGCUGAAGUGGAAAAGUAUGAACCAUCAAACUUCGGUCUGGCUUGUAAUGAACGGCUGAUGCCUGAUGUGGAAAGAAUACGACACUCAAAAAGGGGCUGUAGAUGUACUUUCAUGAUCAAAUGGCUCGAUCAAAACCUUGAAGGACAAAAGCUUAGUGUUCCAUCAAGUUCAAUCAUGAAGCUUGCAACCAAAAGAGUCAGUACCCAUCCAAUCGUUCAUACACUCUUGAAACCAGAAAAAGACACUGGUUUAUCGUAUUCAUCUCCUUUAUUGACCAUUCUUGAGGGCACUGAUGCUGAAAUGGACCUUAAUAAGCUGCUGCUAAAGCAAAUAGAACAGAUUAGCAGUUUAGCUGAUGCAUCUGAGAAAGAUUUUCCAGAAGAUAUUCUAUGGAGAAACAAAGCUAUUAACAAGGGACAAACACCUCACAAACCUACUGCUGAAUCCAAUGCAUGUGUUCCAGCUGUUCCUGAUCACCAUAAUCAUUUGAAGAGAACAACUCAGAGUAAAAGGAAACAGCUAGUGGACAUGGAAACCAAGGAUCAAACAGGCCCUACUUCAUCCAUGCAAGAAGAAUUCAUACAAAAUAGUACUCAUCUAAGCCCUCUUGCUUCACGUGCAGCUCUAGCAUCAUCCUUGUUAACUGCUAAGAAGUGUCUUGAUAUGGAUUUUAGUUCCUGUAUGAGUGCCAACAUGUUUAUGAAGAGUAAACAUUCCUCAGAGAUAUUGGCUAUUUCCAUUCCAUUUGUUUCACAGCCUUCCCAUGUGAUAUCACCUCUCAUUUCAACCCAAGGGGACGUUUCAUUCAAGUCUUCUUCUUGUAUAACAACUAAGGUUUGUGAAAAUGAAAGUAAGAUCCCAGAAAAAAUUAACUGUAAUGCUGAAGAUAAGACCUUUGCUCCUGCAAUGGUUACUGCUGAAAAAGAUACCUCCGAAGUUGCUAAUUCUAGUGCUGAAACUAUGACUGCCAAACUUGCAAUUUCCAGAGAUAAAAAGUCCUCAGUACUUGUACAUUUUAAUGCAAGUUCAACAACUCCUAUAAGACUAACUCGCUCGACAAUAUGCAAAGGGGCUGUGAUUCCAAAUGAUUGCAUCCAGGUGAAUGUCUGCAGUGAUGACAAAAAGAGAGGGAUGUCAGGGAACAAAAACAGGUUGAGUCAUUCAGCAGUUUGUCAAGAAAAUGAAAUUUUGGGCAAUGAAGAAGGAAACAACUCAACUCAUAUUAUAGAUUCAGAUUCAUCUAAAGGGAACAUUGCUGUUCCUGAAAGCAAUGUGGAUACAGAGAAAAGCUCAACAUCAAAAAAGACAAAAGCUACCUCACCACGCAAAAAUGCAGAUGGUGGUAGGAGUAAUCAGGGCCAGAAGAGAAAAACAGUUUAUCCUAUUAAGCAAGACCGACGAUUUUCACCUCGAAAUUUUCUACCUCGAACUCGCUCCCAGAAUAAGUCUCAGCCUGAAAAGUAUGGAGGAACUAUUAGCAGUUAAUACUUGAAUACUUGUAUUGCUUGCUCUAGUGUAGCAGUCAUCAACUAUCUACUAUUGCUGCUCUAGUGUAGCUGACAUCCAACUAUCUAGUAAAAGCUGAUUGCUCUGUAUAUUAUAAAGAAGGAUGAGAAUGAUAUAAAUAUG